CAAUCCAAUCCAAACCAUCGUGCGAAAAUGGCCGGUGCUCGGGCUGCUGCAAAAUUUGGUAGCCACCUGAAAGAGCUACGAUUGCACCUCUGUCAGAAAUCUGCUGAAAGUGCUGGUGUUAGGGAGUUUGUAAUGAAGCACUACCGCAGCGUAAAGAACAGCAACCCAACCCUGCCAAUCCUCAUACGUGAAUGCAGCGGCGUGCAACCGAAAAUUUACGCCCGAUACGAAUUUGGAAAAGAGAGCCACGCUUCACUCUCUGGGCUCUCAGCCGAUCAAGUCAUGACUACGAUAGAGCAGAUGGCACAGAAGACUGCAUAAGUGGGUCACCAGUUGGUUCUUGUAGAUUGUGUUGUAAUGCCAUAAACAUUAGCAUCAGA
This is a messenger RNA of Rhipicephalus sanguineus (brown dog tick), 380 nucleotides long. It is a transcript of the gene ND-B8, whose product is annotated as NADH dehydrogenase [ubiquinone] 1 alpha subcomplex subunit 2. Lineage: Eukaryota; Metazoa; Arthropoda; Arachnida; Ixodida; Ixodidae. The transcript is spliced from 3 exons. The coding region runs from base 28 to 321 and encodes 97 amino acids. The record is from RefSeq and is a predicted model, not a curated record.